Penaeus monodon (black tiger shrimp) is the source of this 1738-nucleotide messenger RNA. RefSeq names its product potassium voltage-gated channel protein Shaker-like (gene shaker). NCBI's taxonomy places the organism in Eukaryota, Metazoa, Arthropoda, Malacostraca, Decapoda, Penaeidae. Gene Ontology annotation, molecular function: delayed rectifier potassium channel activity; protein binding. The record is from RefSeq and is a predicted model, not a curated record. Gene Ontology annotation, biological process: protein homooligomerization; potassium ion transmembrane transport. Gene Ontology annotation, cellular component: membrane; voltage-gated potassium channel complex.
GUCACUACCCAAGAUAACUAGUCAAGAUGAUGACGGCCCAAACAAUCAAACACCCUAUACAGGAGCCGGGAAUUUCGAGCCAAUACCCCACGACCACGACUUCUGUGAGAGAGUCGUUAUAAACGUCAGCGGUCUCCGGUUCGAGACGCAGCUCCGAACGCUCCACCAGUUUCCGGAGACGCUGCUGGGGGAUCCCUCUCGGAGAAUAAGAUACUUCGAUCCUCUUCGAAAUGAGUACUUUUUCGACCGUAACCGGCCCAGUUUCGACGCCAUCCUUUAUUACUACCAGAGCGGCGGGAGACUCAGACGACCCGUCAAUGUGCCUCUUGAUGUAUUUGCGGAGGAGAUCAAAUUCUACGAGCUCGGCGAGGUGGCCAUCAACAAAUUCAGGGAGGAUGAGGGCUUCAUCAAGGAGGAGGAGCGGCCACUACCGGACAACGAAUUCCAGCGGAAGGUGUGGCUGCUCUUUGAGUACCCAGAGAGUUCGCAGAACGCCCGCGUUGUGGCAAUUAUUUCCGUCUUUGUUAUUCUCCUGUCCAUUGUGAUCUUUUGCCUUGAGACGCUACCGGAAUUCAAGCAUUAUAAGGUGUUCAAUACCACGAACAACGGUACAGUGGUUGAGGAGGACGAGGUUCCUGAGGUUACAGACCCUUUCUUCCUGAUAGAAACCAUUUGUAUCAUUUGGUUUUCAUUUGAACUACUAGUGAGAUUUUUCGCGUCGCCGCUUAAAGGAGCAUUUAUGAAAGACAUCAUGAACAUUAUCGAUAUUGUAGCUAUCAUUCCUUACUUUAUUACGUUGGCUACCGUCGUUGCUGAAGAGGAGACCGAGGAGUAUGUGAUUCCGGCGGAGAGUCUGUCGCCGCACGAGAAGGGGUCAAACCAGGCCAUGUCCUUAGCCAUCCUUCGUGUCAUUCGACUGGUUCGAGUCUUCAGAAUAUUCAAGCUUUCUCGACACUCCAAGGGACUCCAGAUCCUUGGAAGAACGCUCAAGGCAUCGAUGAGAGAACUCGGCCUGCUCAUUUUCUUCCUCUUCAUCGGUGUGGUUCUGUUCUCAAGCGCUGUGUACUUCGCCGAGGCAGGUUCAGAAAAAUCUCACUUCAAGUCAAUUCCCGAUGCCUUCUGGUGGGCGGUCGUCACCAUGACAACUGUGGGCUAUGGAGACAUGACGCCCGUUGGAGUCUGGGGGAAAAUUGUGGGGUCCUUGUGCGCCAUCGCCGGCGUGCUGACGAUCGCUCUGCCCGUCCCUGUCAUCGUAUCAAACUUCAAUUACUUCUACCAUCGGGAGACAGACCAAGAGGAGAUGCAGAGUCAGAACUUCAACCACGUCACCAGUUGCCCGUACCUUCCUGGCACUGUUGGCCAGCACCUGAAGAAGGACUCGUUAUCGGAAUCUUCGUCAGACAUAAUGGAGCUUGAGGAGGGAAUGCUGAUGCAACAUGAUCUCAGUAAAAAGCAGAAUUGCAACCCGCGCCACAACAACAAUAUAAACGCCAUGAGCAUCGAAACUGAUGUCUGACACUUGUGUGUCACACAGGACUCGAGUAGUGCCAAUAUAGUGUGCACGAAGUAACAGUUAAACGUUGGUGGAGCUGCCGUAUCAUCUUCACACUACGGACCUACGUGGUGGUGGAGGCAGCCUUGAAUGCACUCGGGUCAUAUUGGGUCAGGAGGUCAAAGGUUUUUCUCUUUCUUGAAAGAGAUGAUCCAGUUUGGGGAUGAGAGAGAGAGUUUGAGAUAG